AAGAAAGCCUCAGGAUAGAAAAAGUGGAGCCCCUAGCAGAUUCACAAAAGAUAAAAUUGAGAAAGUUAACAAUAAAGGGUCAAGUGAGAAGCCACGUUUGGUUAGAUGUCAUGAGUGUCAAGGAAUAGGUCACUAUAGGAAUGAAUGUCCUAGCUAUAAGAAAAAUCAAAGAAAAGGGAAAGGUAAGACCUUAGUUGUCUCUCUUACUGAUAAUGAAUCUGAGACCAGUGAUAGGCAAGAAUCCUCUAGUAGUGACGAUGAAGGAAAUUAUAUGGCAUUUGUGGCUACUGUGAAGAGUGAAUCUGAUAAGGAAAGUGACAAGGUUGAGGAAGAACAUUCAAAUGAUAAUUCAGGUAAUGAGGAUGAGGAUGAGGAUGACAUAGACUUACAAGAAGCGUAUCAACAGUUAUUUAAGGAGAGUCUUAAAAUAAAGAAGGUCAAUAAAGCCCUGCUUAAAAAGGUUGACGAACUUGAAAGGGAAAAAGAGAAACUGGGUAGUAAGCUUCAGGAGUCACUUAAGAGUGAUAACCUGUUGGGAAUGAAUAAGCCAGUAGGAGACAAGAGAGGUCUAGGAUAUGUUGAGGGUAAUACAACUAUCGCUGGACCAUCUAAGACUGUCUUCGUGGCUGCCUCUAAGUCUAAUGCUGUUAGGAGUCCAAGUAAGGGUAAGAGUGUUCCUAGGGAACAGAGUCAGCAAUCACGUAGGAACAUCAGGACUAGGUACCCACAGACAUGUACCUUUGAGCCUAGGUUCAUUCCCACCUGCCACCACUGUGGUGCUCUAGGACACACUAGGCCUAGAUGUUACAAGUUAGGCAAUGAGCGUAGAAGUCAAAACAUUCUUAGUCAGGUUAGCUUUCUGUCUAAUCAGAUGAGUCACUUGACUGAGAUGCUUACUAGGCUAACUAAGAGUAUGUUGUCAUCUAAAAAGGUUUGGGUCAAAAAGAGUGAUCUAGGUAGACCUUCAGGUCGAGAAAACUGUUUUGUUGCUCAUAUUGCUUUAAAGGCUCAAAAUUCUAAUAUGUGGUACCUAGAUAGUGCAUGCUCUAGACAUAUGUGUGAUGGGGGCUCUGCACCUAUUCUUGGUAAAGGUACCGUACAAAUGCAUGGUUUGCCUAAGAGAUGUAUCGUAUAUGAUUCAUCCGGUAGGGUAGUCUUUGAAGGGGUUAGGACAUCUGACAAUUGUUAUGGG
Molecule: messenger RNA, 1192 nt
Organism: Olea europaea var. sylvestris
Lineage: Eukaryota; Viridiplantae; Streptophyta; Magnoliopsida; Lamiales; Oleaceae
Exons: 4
Molecular function (GO): nucleic acid binding; zinc ion binding
Source: RefSeq, a predicted model, not a curated record